AUGUCCCAGUCUAUCUGUAAAAUACCAUCUACCACCAAACAGCAAUUGCGUAAGUUUCGUCUAACCCCUAUAAAACAAUCGACAACUACCAUUCCGACACAACUAUACAAGAUCGACAAAGAGCAGGAACUACAGCUAGAUGAAAGCUUAGAUCUCGAAAAUUUUGAUGAUUUAGCCGAAGAGCUUCCUGAUAACUCACCUUGCUACAUUCUAAUGAAUUACGGUUACACCAAACCAGAUGGUCGUUUCGUUAGUCCUUUAGUGGGGAUAUAUUGGAGACCAGAUACGGCCAGAGGUGAGGCCAAGAUGUUAUAUGCUGGUGCUGUUGAACUAUUUAAAAAAGAGGUUGGAUGCAACAUGUGGUUGGAAUGUUCAGACGAAGAUGAGAUUCCCGAUUUAAAGGCAGAGAUUGAAAAAUAG
Molecule: messenger RNA, 420 nt
Organism: Pichia membranifaciens NRRL Y-2026
Lineage: Eukaryota; Fungi; Ascomycota; Pichiomycetes; Pichiales; Pichiaceae
Exons: 1
Coding region: 1-420 (139 amino acids)
Biological process (GO): negative regulation of Arp2/3 complex-mediated actin nucleation; actin filament debranching
Cellular component (GO): actin cortical patch
Molecular function (GO): Arp2/3 complex binding; actin binding
Source: RefSeq, a predicted model, not a curated record